Molecule: messenger RNA, 1443 nt
Organism: Saxophila tyrrhenica
Lineage: Eukaryota; Fungi; Ascomycota; Dothideomycetes; Mycosphaerellales; Extremaceae
Exons: 2
Coding region: 1-1443 (480 amino acids)
Source: RefSeq, a predicted model, not a curated record
AUGUCUGAUACUCCUGUUUGGGACAUUCUUUCCGUCUUACACGAAUCCUCCGCAACGGAGAAGAUCUUCAUCGCGGCGUCUCUGUACGACAAAGAGGGAGCACUCUUGUCAGGCCAUUGGGGACAGUCAGUCCAUCGUCUCAUUAAUAUUCUGGGACACGAGAACGUUUUCCUGAGCAUCUACGAAGAUAAUCCGGAUCAAGAAAGCAGAAGGGCGUUAUAUGAUUUCGAAGCGUCACUACCAUGCGACUCCUCCAUUAAGCACGAGGAUUAUGAUGGAUCUGACCUCCAACACAUCAUCCUGCCGGAUGGCACGCGACGAUUGAGAAGAAUUGCAUUCCUUGCCGAAGUGCGAAAUCGUGCGCUUCGGCCGCUGGAAGAUGCGCAGUCGAAAGCAUUCAACACGACGUGGGACAAGCUGCUAUACCUCAACGACGUUGCAUUCGAUCCCAUCGAUGCAGCGAAUCUCCUCUUUAGCACCAACGUUGACGAGUCGACGGGCAAAACAAAUUACCGCGCCGCAUGUGCCAUGGACUUCAUCAAUCCAUUCAAGUUCUACGACACGCUAGCAGCGCGAGACAUCGAAGGCUAUUCAAUGGGCGUGCCUUUCUAUCCAUGGUUCUCGAAUGCCGGGAAAGCGGCGUCAAGACAUGAUGUGCUGGAUCAGAAGGAUGCUGUACAGGUGAAGAGCUGCUGGGGUGGAAUGGUCGCUUUCGAGGGCAAGUGGUUCCAGCCCUGGGUGCAUCAGCCGGCUUCUUCAGCGGAAGAUCCAUCGCAACCUCCUGCAGACGUUGAAUAUGAGCCACAUAGAGGUGAUUUGCUCAAGAGCAGAAGCACUGAAGGACAUGAAGAGCAAGGAAUCGAUGCUCUGGCUCGCAACGUCCAACUGAUGACCACAACGAACACCACCCCAGCGUCACCUCUACGCUUCCGCUCCGAAACAGACUCAUACUGGGAUGCCUCAGAAUGCUGCCUCAUCCACGCCGAUCUGGCCUCGCUCGUCUCAGCAGGUUCCUCUUCCUCCUCUGUAUCCGACCAAGAGCCAGCCAUCUUCAUGAAUCCGUACAUUCGCGUUGCAUAUUCACCCUCAGUCCUACGCUGGCUGCCCUUCACCUCCCGCUUCGAGCGCCUCUACACCUGGCCCCACCGCCUCAUCAACAUCAUCGCACGCCGGCCAAGCUAUAACCCACGGCAGUUCCAGAAAGAAGGCGACGAAGUGGUGGAUCGAGUCUGGCGCUGGGAUGAAGACUCAAUGGAAGCGGUUCGGAACGGAACAAUUGCAGACGUGGAAGGGGGCAUGCAAGGCCGCUAUGUCAGUGUGCGGAGGAAAGCGACAGCGGGGAUGUUCUGUGGUGGUAGGAGAGCUAGAUAUGCGUUGGAUGCGAAGAAGGGGGAUAGGGAGGGGCAUUGGGGUGCUUUUGAUGCUCCGGUUGACGUGGGUUGA